CCCUCGCCGCCCCGCCCCUCGCCGCCGCCGCCGCCUCGCCGGCCAUGAGGCCCAGCCGCCGCCGGCGCCCCAGCGCGGCCCUGCGUCGCGGCUGCUGAGCCUCCGCCCUCCCCGCCACCACCAUCGCCCUCUCCGCCAUCCCCUCCCCGCCCGGGCGGGGACCCCCCCCCCCUUCGCUCCCCUCCCUCCUCACAGCCGCCGCCAUGUUGGGCCGGGAGCCGCAGCGGGGCCGCCACUGAGCCCCGGAGCCUGCGAGGCGGAGGAGGAGGAGGAGGAGGCGGAGGAGGAGGCGGCGGAGGAGGAGCCCGGGGCCUGGCCGCCCCGCACAGCCCAGCCGGCCGGCCGCCCAGCCGCAGCCAUGGCGGAGCAGACCUACUCCUGGGCAUAUUCCCUUGUGGAUUCCAGUCAAGUGUCUACCUUCCUGAUUUCUAUUCUUCUCAUAGUCUACGGCAGUUUCAGGUCUCUCAACAUGGACUUUGAGAAUCAAGACAAAGAGAAAGACAAUAGCAGCGCGGCUGGGUCUUUUAAUGGCAACAGCACCAAUAACAGUAAGGGUAUUCAAACCAUUGAUUCUACCCAGGCGUUGUUCCUGCCGAUCGGAGCGUCUGUGUCUCUCCUAGUUAUGUUCUUCUUCUUUGAUUCAGUUCAAGUUGUCUUUACAAUAUGCACAGCAGUCCUUGCAACAAUAGCUUUCGCUUUCCUUCUGCUCCCGAUGUGCCAGUACUUAACACGGCCUUGUUCACCUCAAAACAAGAUUUCCUUUGGCUGCUGCGGGCGUUUCACUGCUGCUGAGUUGCUCUCAUUUUCUCUGUCUGUGAUGCUUGUCCUUAUCUGGGUCCUAACUGGCCACUGGCUCCUUAUGGAUGCUCUGGCUAUGGGCCUGUGUGUUGCAAUGAUAGCCUUUGUUCGGCUGCCGAGCCUGAAGGUUUCCUGCUUGCUACUCUCUGGGUUACUAAUUUAUGAUGUCUUUUGGGUCUUUUUUUCUGCCUACAUCUUUAACAGCAAUGUUAUGGUGAAAGUGGCCACACAACCAGCUGAUAAUCCCCUUGAUGUUUUAUCCCGGAAACUUCACCUGGGACCAAACGUGGGUAGAGAUGUUCCCCGUCUGUCGCUGCCUGGUAAACUUGUAUUUCCAAGUUCCACAGGCAGCCACUUCUCUAUGCUGGGGAUUGGAGAUAUUGUGAUGCCAGGUCUUCUGCUCUGCUUUGUCCUGCGUUACGAUAACUACAAAAAGCAAGCCAACAGUGAUUCCUGUGGUGCCCCAGGACCAGGGAACAUCUCUGGACGUAUGCAGAAGGUCUCUUACUUUCACUGCACACUUAUUGGAUAUUUUGUAGGUCUAUUAACUGCAACAGUAGCUUCUCGUAUUCACCGGGCAGCCCAGCCUGCCCUACUCUAUUUGGUACCAUUUACUUUAUUGCCGCUCCUCACCAUGGCCUAUUUAAAGGGCGAUCUACGUCGCAUGUGGUCUGAGCCUUUCCACUCCAAGUCCAGCAGCUCCCGUUUCCUGGAAGUAUGAUGGAACAGAUAGAAAGUGACCUGAACUUCUGCCUUGGUCCUUUUCACUUUAACUUGUGGCUUUGUCAUCUCCUAAAGCUGGACUGGCUGGUACUUGGGAAGGUACCAACUACGGGACUUGUAUGAAAGGACUUUGUAUUAAAAGGAGGAAAAGAAAAAAAAGCUAAGAUCCUGGAGCUCCGUGUGACUCCGUAUCUCCCUGCAGAUGUGGAACUGGGGACCCUUUGUGCAACUGCAGCCACUUUCCUCUUUUCCUCACUCGGAUGGAUUAGCACCAGACUAUUACCUUUGUGAGAGAGGAAGAGACAGACUUGAAACUGAAAACGGCUUGAAGUCGUUCAGAAACUUGUGAACACUAAAAGAAAUAACGGUUAAGCAAACUGAAGCUUCUUCAGAGAACCCCUCAUGGACAUUGGGACCAGUUUCCUGCUGGACUUCGGUUUUGAAAAGAACUGAGACAGAAGGUCUUCUGUCACAAUAUUGGGUUUUUUUGAUUUAUUAAAUAUUUCCUGUGGUGUGAGGUUACUUAUUAAAUCCACAGACAUUGAGUGACUUCUUGCAGUAUACAUAUAAAAAUUUGUUGUAACAAGUUACAUUUCCACCCAGAUGUCAUGUUGCAGUGAAAAAGGGCACGAUUUUUAUACAUAUAUAUACACACAUAUAGAUAUAUAUAUGAAUAAAUAAAAAGGAAAACCUGCUAAGAUCAUGCUAUGUAGCAGACAGGGGCUUGCUGUAAUUUUUAGCAUGUAGAGCAGUUUACUAUGGCUUUCUUGUGUAUGGAUCUACGAUGAGCUGCUGUUUUUUUCCCCCCCUCCUACAACGGAACCUGCAGUUUAAAAACAAGUGUAGUAUUUGUACUGAUUGUACUCAUGGACUUUAGGGGAUAUUUGAUUUUGAUCAAUGUAGCAAACUAGGGAAGAAAAAAAUUCAAACCCAACCCUGUUCGUUUGAGGGGGGAGGGAGUGGGGGUGUCUUUUUUUUUUUUCUUUUUUUUUUUAAUUUUCUUUUUUUACAAACAGCUCCCUUGCAGGUUUUUAGUAGUUCCUUCUUGACCCAGUGCAUGUAUUAUAGCAGCAACUGUCUUUGUGCUUUCUGAUCAUAGUAAUGUAUCACUUGUAAAUACAUUUUUUCUAUUUUCUA
Harpia harpyja (harpy eagle) is the source of this 2658-nucleotide messenger RNA. It is a transcript of the gene SPPL3, whose product is annotated as signal peptide peptidase like 3. The transcript has 11 exons. Gene Ontology annotation, cellular component: Golgi-associated vesicle membrane; cytoplasmic side of endoplasmic reticulum membrane; lumenal side of endoplasmic reticulum membrane. The record is from RefSeq and is a predicted model, not a curated record. Gene Ontology annotation, molecular function: aspartic endopeptidase activity, intramembrane cleaving. The coding region runs from base 359 to 1519 and encodes 386 amino acids. NCBI's taxonomy places the organism in Eukaryota, Metazoa, Chordata, Aves, Accipitriformes, Accipitridae. Gene Ontology annotation, biological process: membrane protein proteolysis.